Tribolium castaneum (red flour beetle) is the source of this 601-nucleotide messenger RNA. RefSeq names its product Intraflagellar transport 20 (gene IFT20). The record is from RefSeq and is a predicted model, not a curated record. The transcript is spliced from 4 exons. Gene Ontology annotation, biological process: protein localization to cilium; intraciliary transport; centrosome localization. Gene Ontology annotation, cellular component: cilium; intraciliary transport particle B; Golgi apparatus. Bases 18 to 410 code for a protein of 130 amino acids. Lineage: Eukaryota; Metazoa; Arthropoda; Insecta; Coleoptera; Tenebrionidae.
UCAACAAAAUUGAAAAAAUGGCGGAUUUGUUGGCAAAACAAGGAAUCUAUUUCGAUGAAGUCGAUAAAGUGUGUAUUCUGGAGCCGGAAAUAUCGAAACAGACCAACGACUUGAAAGAAACGUGCCAGAACUAUGUGGAAAGGAUGGACGAGUUUCAAAAAAUUGCCAACAAAUUCAUUGAAAUGGUGGACCAGUUGGGCAAAGAAGUGGAAAACCAGAAAAUCAAGGCCAUUGGGGCCCGAAACAUUUUGCAAAGCAUGGAGAAACAGAAGGAAACCAACCAGCAGCAGCUUCAAGCCGUCAUUGCGGAGAAAUCGAUCGAAUUAGAAAGGCUCAAGAUCCAGUUGAAUUCGUUGCAAAAAACCGAAAUGGAACAAAACGAAAUAAUCAAUGAAUUAACACACUGCUAAGCAGUCCUGUUCGGCAGUUAGCGACACUGAACAGAUCAAAACGUUGAUUUGUUCAGGCGACGGACAACCAAUCAGGAGUAACUCCUCAUCACUGUAUCCGCAAGUGGCCAACGUUUGCCCAACUUGCACAAAAACGUUAAUUACAUUAUUCUGAAAACAUUAAAAUUAAUAAACAGUAAUCGGGGACCAAA